Messenger RNA from Symbiodinium necroappetens, 1938 nucleotides. NCBI's taxonomy places the organism in Eukaryota, Dinophyceae, Suessiales, Symbiodiniaceae. The record is from the annotation of a GenBank genome assembly.
AUGGAGGCUCUUGCGCGACUGACGCUGCUGAUGUUGCUGAGGCUGCCGAACACCGUGGCACAGUCCAUGGGAUGCUUUCACUACGGCUACGCCUGGACGAACGCCAUGACAAACGUGACUGGCAACCCCUUCACCAAGAUAUCUGCUCCGGAAUGCCAGCUCCAGUGCCGAAAUACCAUUGGGUGCACAGGUUUCGGCUACUACCCCAUCACUGGCUCCUGUUAUCUCGGGGGGUCCGGCGGCGCUCUCUACGAGGCGAAGGGCGCCAUUGCUGGACCACGCGAGUGCGUCUCGCCAGAUCCGGCUUGCGUGUCGCUGCCGGACGCUAGCUUUCCAGGUUCCACCCCUGAGAAGAGCAUGAAAGCGUGGCCUGGGGGAGUCCAGCCGACUUCCUUGCAGUGCUGGCCACGAAGAUCAGAUGGUCAGGUGACCCGGUGCCGAAACCAAACUGCCAUCGUCCUCGAAGACACCCAGGACGGGUGGCCUGGACGAUGUGAAGGCAUGGUGAAAGUCACAGACUUGAAGGGAGAGGAGACGUGCCAGCUCCGCUGCAUGAUGUCACCUCUUUGCUCGGUGUGGUCCAUUGAGACUACUUCAGAUGCGAGUGGCUCGCCAAUGUGCUGGAAUGGCAUGCUGGGGACGAAUUGCUACAACGGAAACGGCCCGACGCCAGUGCGAGCGCAACGGCUCCAGCACGGCACGUAUCGAGUGCUGAUGCAGACAACUGGAGUGCAGGUGCUAGGGCUACACAACAGCUUUGGUGGCACGGUCUACAAGACCUGGGAAGAGGGUGCGCAACAUUGCAAGUUCGAGUGCAGAUCGUUUCUUUUGUGCCAGUUCUGGCAAUACUCAAAGACUUAUGGGUGCUACCUCGAGAUUCCCUCUGAAGGUGUGGUGGGUUACCCGUUGACAACAUCGGGCCCUUUUCAGUCAGUGCGACUGGAUAGUGAAGCAGCGGCCGAUGUGGUAGCCGGUGAGAUGCUCCAGCACAACUGCGUGGGGGACAUGUCGCCACUGCCAACCGCCAUGCCGACAGGGAAUGAAGUCCAUCUCGUGGUUCCGGGCAUGGAGUCCCCAUCCACCGAGACCUCCACGCAAGGAGGGUGGCCAUGGUGGGUCAGUUACUUGAUUUUCAUUUUUGUGGUGCUCUUACUGUGUGUUGUGAUAACAGCUGUUUGGAUGGGACUGGAAGACCGCAAGAAACGGCGUGCAAGGGAAAAGAACGUCAGGGGCGCAUGGGAUCCGGCCGGCGGCCAUGCCCGAGGCCAUUCUGCAGAACAGGCUGGCUUCCUGCAGAACAUCCACAUGCCGCAGUUGCCGCAAACCUGGCACAUGCCCAACAUGCACCUUCCCUUCCAGGUGGCUGCAGGUGACCGGAUCGGUCUAACCGUUGCUGGCGAGAGCCCUCCCAAUCAAAUAGGCACCGGACUUGCCCGGACUGGCGCCUCAUACUUGCCGCGGAGGGUCCGCUGGAAAUCGUGCCCCAAGAUCAUGCGGGCCUCCUCUAGCGAGUCUCUAGGACCAGCUGGGCUGGUGACAGACAAUUCUUCACCGAAGCUGGUGACAGACAUCUCUUCACCGAAGCUUUCUCCAGGUGUGGACCUGCGAAAGUCUACCAACCCCGCCAACACUGGCGACAAAGCCGAGAACGCGCGGAAGGUCCUCGAGGCGAGACGACAGAAGCAGCGGAAUGAAGAAACGAAGGUCACACCUUCAGCACCUGUGCCACCGGCCCCUACCAGUGCAGCAGAAGAGACAUCGCAAGGCUUUUCCCAGAUGCUUGGGAACAGAAUCUUGCAGGGAGUGCACGACAUCCUGAGCAUCAUGGAUGACAAGGUCGAGAACCUUGUCGCGGAAGUUGCUGCCAUGCGUAAGGACAUGCGGGGCAGCUCGUUGGCACCGGGAGUUCCAGGAGCUUCGCAACUCUUUUUUCCUUGA